CUCGGGUUGUAUGUCUCUCGAAGGUACCCUCUACUCUUUGCGACCAGGUCCCUAGUCCAGCAUCAGUUAGCCCACUGCCUCACGUAAGCUCGCCUAAAGUCAUCUCCCUUCUUUAGCCAACGUUAGCUAGCUAACUGCUAUCCUAGCCAUGUCGACGUCCCUUUUCCUGUUCCCCUGGUACCCAAGUUUACGGACACCCUUUUCAACCACUCAAACUCGAACUCACAUUAUAAAAUGGCAGCGUUAGCCCGUUCCUUUGGCUACAAAGCUCUCUUUAUCCUUCAUCGUCUUGUUCCCAUCUUCCUAAUGCCUUCCACAACGCCGGUCCAAAGUCCCCCUAAAAAAAAUGGCGCUCCCCGAUCACACGGACUUCCUCCGACGCGUUACCACCAGAGAGACAAAUAGCAGAAUUACAAAGCAACGGGCGCCGUUCUCGGCGAAAGAACAUGCCGCGCACCGGAAACAAUUAAAACGAAUCCACUACAUCAAACCGAAGUACGCAGCCGAGACCGAGAUCAAUGUGUCCGGCAUCUUUGGAAAAUGGAAGCGGUACUGCACUGAAAUGGAACUAGGGAGCUGGAAACUCACGAUGCAGAGCCUGGACCGCGAGACGAUGAUGGAUUUCUUCCUCUUCGUCUGUGGGAAUUACAAGAUCAAAUCUCGAGGUUCGUCAGAGGAAUACAUUCGUCAGUUUUCGCAGCUCCACACGACUGUCACCGGCCGCUACCCCGACCGAAAUCACAUGAAGGAGCUUUAUAAGUACCAUGAUCGCGUGUUAGUUCCUCGUUUUGGCCUACGACCGCCCAACAUCGAUGGAAAGCCGGUCCUGAAUGUGGACUCGCUACGCGUCAUUUUGGUCUUUAAUAUAGCAUACGACACCAGCAUUUUCCCCCUCGAGUUGCAUCGUCUCAACUUGUCCGGCUGCUAUAUGAUUCUUUGCUAUACAGGAGCACGGCCGGCGGAGCUUGUCCACAACGAAAGGAAGAAACCGAAAGAUGGCUCUCUUGAAGAGCUUUUCGGUGCGAAAGCGGUCAUGUCCGCUGAGUGUGCCGGUGUCGAGGUGGAAGAGGACGAAGAUGCGCUGGAGGAAGAUUCCAGUGGGAUCGGCAAGCUUCUCUUGCGAGAGACGAUCGGGCGUGAUCGUCCCAAGGCGCUCUGCUACGAGGAUAUCCUUAUGAUGAUCGUGCGCCAUCCCGUGACGGGCCGAGCUAUCCCGGCCAUGUCUAUCAAGUUUGUCCAUCACAAAGGAUGCGAUAACAAGCCCAAACCAACCAUUUUCUUUUUCACGCCUUCCAGGACACUCCUCUUUUGUCCCCUUCUAUUAAUCAUUUCUCUUGCGUUACUUGACGACGCUUUCGACGCAAAUUGCUUGAUAAAUGCAAAAUCUGUGCUUGGGGCGGAAGUCCCGCGUGGGAUGAAAUGUUUACCCCUUCGGUGGAAGGAAUCCAAGCUCAAGAUGCCCGUCUUCCGCCGCACGCACCGUGGCGUCGUGUCUAAAGACGAGCCCAUGUCGUAUUGCAAGCUUAGAGACGACAUGGGCCGGCAGAGCCUAGAUGCGGGAUUUGAGAAAAAAUGGACUCCCAGAUUUGCCCGAAGAGGCGCUGCAAACGCUGCAAAUGGAAACGCGCCAGAUGCUGUCCGUGAUCAAAUGAUGCGUCAUAACCCAGAAUACUACACGUUUCAAGAUGCGUAUCUCAAUCAGAUCGCCAAUUUCGAUCUUCAGAACGCUUUCUUAGAGGAAGAGACCGAGGAUCAAUUGUUCCGCCUAUUCGCGCACGUCAGCCUGACUCGAGAUCCUCGCGCUAAAAGAGAUAUGGUGCCUGACGAGGUCUGGGCAAAUCUGAAGCCGGAUCCUGAUAUUGUGGCACUGGAGAAGGAGCGAGAAGAACUUAAGCGGGGCCAAUAUCGAAUACGAGGGAAUAAGGACGAGGCGAGGAUACGUGCACUCACGGAUGAGAUCAGGACCAGACGAGCUCAACGUGAGCACCGAAUCGUGAAAGAGUACCGCGAAUACUACUUUUAUAAUCGCCCAACCUGGGAUCUCGAGAAGCAAGCUAGGGGAGAGGAUAUGGAGGAAUAUGAGGAGCCGGUGAUCGACCUCGUCAUCCCUGAGCGUGCCCAGCUGGCUAAGCUUCUUUGUUACCAGCCCAAGAAGAUGAGCGACGAAGAGAUGCUCCAGCGAAGAAUCGAGGUCAUUGAUCUAUACGUAGCCCUAGGUGGCAAGAGGGAGACCGUCAAGCGCAAAAGCACCAAGCCAAGAUUACAAGUCGAGUUGCCUAUAAGAACCGAUGCUAUCGGAGUCAACCCCUCUCUAAAGCCCAAGCCCGAGCCUGAUCCCUUCCCCCUACUUAUGCAACCGACCCAGUGCCCUGACUGCAUUGGCGAUAAAGCCCAGACAAUCCAUGAGCGGAUUUUCUGUUAUUGUCGUUCCACCAAGAGAAAUGACCACUUUGACGACCAUCAUCUGAAGGGGAAAGAGCGUGCCGAACAGCAGGGUGAGCCCAUCGUCUGCAGACAUCCAAAAUGCUCGGCAGUUGAGUUACGGAGUGUAAAUGCAUUCAGGAACCAUAUCCAAUUAAUCCACGGUGUUACGCUCCGGUCAUCGAUACAGGUGGAGAAGAGGCGGACUACCAAAGCCAAGCUUAGGCGGUCAUAAUGUGCUGACUGAUUUAUCACACCAAUAUCGUGAGACAAGCCCCUUGGACGAUCGCUACUAGGAGGUCUGGGGUUAGGAUUCAUAUUACUAUGUAUUUACUGCUCUAUAUGUCCUAACAGACUUCUUAAGAAAUUGCCUGUGCAAGGGCGCUUAGGGGGUGCUGUGUGUCCCCCGCAAGGCAUAUAAGAGUUAGUAGGUCUUCAUCCCCUCCUUCUAUAGCUCUACCUUCUUGAUCUCGACCUUUCUCAGCCUCGAAGUGUUCACUUAAUCGCUUAAAACCCACGAGGCAAUAGAGACCAGUAUAAUAGGGCAGCACCCGACUCAGGCCAAGUUGAACUUUACACGUGAGCUCUAUGCGAUUGCGGAUGCUAUUAUACGAUCCACAAGUAUCAUCGUUAAUAUAAGUGCUAGUAAUAAUCCCUUUUAUUAGAAUAUAAUACGUAUGAUUCUAAACAUUA
Hypoxylon trugodes is the source of this 3114-nucleotide messenger RNA. Its product is annotated as FluG domain-containing protein. The transcript is spliced from 5 exons. The coding region runs from base 347 to 2656 and encodes 769 amino acids. Lineage: Eukaryota; Fungi; Ascomycota; Sordariomycetes; Xylariales; Hypoxylaceae. The record is from RefSeq and is a predicted model, not a curated record.